AUGUUAACAACGUUCAAUAGAUUUUGUGUUGUUUCUGCCAAACAAAUAAAUGAGAAGUGGUCUCAUCUCUUUGCGUUAUGCAAUUUGUUAAGCUUCUGCUUCAUAGCAAUUCAAACAAAACAAAACAGCUUCAUUAAUUUGACGUUGAAUCGCGGAAGACUUUACGCUAAUCUGUUGGAAUUUUAUCUCGUUUUGUUUUCAUCUAUGCUGCAUUCCACUGAAAAUGAUUAA
Molecule: messenger RNA, 231 nt
Organism: Clunio marinus
Lineage: Eukaryota; Metazoa; Arthropoda; Insecta; Diptera; Chironomidae
Source: the annotation of a GenBank genome assembly